This is a messenger RNA of Neoarius graeffei (lesser salmon catfish), 5472 nucleotides long. RefSeq names its product ring finger protein 8, E3 ubiquitin protein ligase (gene rnf8). Bases 85 to 1527 code for a protein of 480 amino acids. Gene Ontology annotation, biological process: protein K48-linked ubiquitination; ubiquitin-dependent protein catabolic process; double-strand break repair. Lineage: Eukaryota; Metazoa; Chordata; Actinopteri; Siluriformes; Ariidae. Gene Ontology annotation, cellular component: nucleus; site of double-strand break; ubiquitin ligase complex. Gene Ontology annotation, molecular function: histone binding; ubiquitin protein ligase activity. The transcript is spliced from 8 exons. The record is from RefSeq and is a predicted model, not a curated record.
AGCGGCGCCCGAGUUUCAACCGGGAAUGGAAAACAAAAUGUGAAAGAAAUGGCCAUUUAAUUCUAUUUUUAUGGCGUGGUAGUAAUGGAGGAGGUUGCAAAGGGAGUCUCUUCCUUAUCGCCUGAGGAAGGAGAAGAAAACGCCACACAGAAGGGUAAAAUAUGGUGUUUACAACGAGUUGGGAAAGAAAGCGGCUGGCUACGGCUCUUCGAAAAUACUGAGGUUACUAUCGGACGUGGCCUGAAUGUCACCCAUCAGAUUCUGUCCGUGAGUUGUCCAUUAAUGAUCUCCAGAAACCACUGCAUGUUUAAACAGAGAGAACACGGCCAGUGGACGGUGACUGACAAUGAGAGUCUAAAUGGCGUGUGGGUGAAUGGUAAUCGGAUAUCCCCGGGGAAACCUCAUGUUCUGCAACAGGGUGAUAUUGUGCGAUUCGGCGUCCCGUUGGAUGGCAACCCAGUUGAGUUUGAGUAUGUUCUUCUCCGUUCCAGCCUAGACAAAAUCAAAGAUUUCUUGACAAAAACAGCUGAAGCAGAAGUCAAAGCUUUGACAUCCAGACCAAAAAAAUCAAAACGAAAAUUUGGGACAGAUGAGACGGAGCCGAACAGCACACCGGACUCGAAACCGAAGCGCUAUCGCGUGUCCAACACGGAUAAAUCUCACAGCCUGCCAUGUCCCAUGGCAGCAACACAACCUGAUCAGGCUGGACCUAGUGAACCAUCUGGGUGCUUCGCUUCGUGUAGUGACAGCAGCCAGCAUCUGACUACCCUAAAACGCUACAGUGAGAACCUGAAAGCGUUGAAGAAGCGUAUGGGCGCCACACAGAAGCGGGCGGCUGAGUUAGAGGGGCAGGAGGGCUCAAGUCUAGAGCAGCAGCAGGAAAUGGAGGUUCUGCAGGAGCAGAUGAAGCUGCUACGAGGCGAGUUAAACUCGCAGCAGGAACUGGCACGGCAGCGCAUUGAGAUCCUGGAGAGGUCCGUGUGUGAGGAGGAGAGACGACUGGCGAUGGAGAGAAGCCAGGAGAAAGAAGAUGGCCUGAAAAAACAACUAGAGGAGGCUUUGAAAGAGCACCGCAGAGUAAUAGAAGAGCUCAAACACGAAAGGGAGGGAUUUCAAGAAGUUCUUCAGGCCAAAGACAAGGAGCUGGAAGUUACCAAGGAAGAGAAAGAGCGGGCGAGAGCUCAGAAGGAAGAGGUGGUCACACAGAUGACGGAAGUGCUGGAGAAUGAACUGCAAUGCAUCAUCUGCUCAGAGCUCUUCAUCGAGGCAGUGACGCUGAGUUGCGCUCACAGUUUCUGUCAGCACUGUAUCGAAGACUGGCGGAGACGCAGAGACGAGUGUCCCAUCUGCAGGCAGCCCAUUGUGUCGCAGGCUCGCUCUCUGGUGCUGGAUAACUGCAUUGACCGUAUGGUGGAAAACCUGAGCACUGUGAUGAGGGAGAGGAGAACAGCACUUAUCGGCCAGAGGAAAGGUGAGAGGUCGGCGCAAAGCACCUUCUGUCGGACUGGUUGUGAUCCAGGACGAUAGUGACAGCGAUCCAUCGGUUCAACCAUCCAACACGGCAAAGGCAACCUGGUGAAGCCCUCUGUGACUCAGUAGUAUCAGUGUGUAUGAACGAUAAGAUGAAUGUGAAAUGUACAGCUAUGAGUUUGUUGCUGUUUUGUAGAUAAUUGUCUUACUUGUGAGUUUUUUUUUUUUUUCUUUCUGUUGAACAAUAAAUAAGAUUUAUUAGAUUAUCACUCAGAUAUUCCACUUUGGAUAACUGGUGAUGUCAUCGAAUGGUUUUUAUCUCACACGUGUAUUUGUUUGGUCGGUCAGUUCUUUAUUGUUCUGGAAUAUUGCACCUACUCAUGUGCUGAUGCUCAGCAAUACAGUUAUUAGGCCCUUAUUUCACCAUUCUCCCUGUAAUCUGUUCAUGGCAAGGAUGUGUAGGCAUUAGGCUGGGCUGGGGUGGGGUUUUGGGAGACAACAACCCAACAGGUUAUAGGUUCCAUGAAAAAAUUGACUGGCAAACCUGUUCCUGUGACUAUAAUUGAAUUAUAUUUGUCUAACACUAGGGGGCAGCAGAUUCAUUUCUUUGACGUAGCCAUCCUUCAUGUACUAGUGCAUCUCAAAAAAAUUAGAAUACCAUGAAAAAGUUCCUUUUUUUUCAUAAUUUAAUUCAUAAAGGUAAACUUUCAUAUAUUCUAUAUUCAUUACAUGUAAAGUGAAAUAUUUAAAGCCUUUUUUGUUUUAAUUUUGAUGAUUAUGGCUUAUAGCUCAUGAAAAUCAGAAAUCCAGUAUCUCAAAUUAUUAGAAUAUUCCCGAAGAUCAAUCAAAAAAAUGAUUUACAAUACAGAAAUGUCCAACUUCUGAAAAGUAUAUUCAUUUAUACACUCAAUACUUGGUCGAGGCUCCUUUACCAUGAAUUACUGCAUCAAUGCAGUGUGGCAGGGAGGUGAUCAGUCUGUGGCACUGCUGAGGUGUUAUUGAAGCCCAGGUUGCUUUGAUAAUGGCCUUCAGCAUAUCUGAAUUUUUGGGUCGGGUGUUUCUCAUCUUCCUCUUGACAAUACCCCAUAGAUUCUCUAUGGGGUUCAGGUCAGGCAAGUUGGCUGGCCAAUCAAACACAGUAAUACCAUGAUCAGCAAACCAUUUGGUAGUAGUUUUGGCACUGUAGGUAGGUGCUAAGUCCUGCUGGAAAAGGAAAUCAGCAUCUCCAAAAAGCUCGCCAGCAGAUGGAAGCAUGAAGUGCUCUAAAAUCUCCUGGUAGAUGGCUGUGUUGACUUUGGACUUGAUAAAAUACAGUGGACCAACACCAGCAGAUGACAUGGCACCCCAAAUCAUCACAGACUGUGGAAACUUCACACUGGGCUUCAAACACCUUGGAUUCUGUGCCUCUCUACUCUUCCUCCAGACUCUAGAACCGUGAUUUCCAAAUUAAAUGCAAAAUGUACUUUCAUCUGAAAAGAGGACUUUGGAACAGUCCAUUUCUUUCUCUCCUUAGCCCAGAUAAGACACUUCUGACAUUGUCUCUGGCUCAGGAGUAGCUUGAUAUUAGGAAUGCAAAAGUUGUAUCCCCUUUCUUGAAGAUGUCUGUUCGUGAUGGGUCUUGAUACACUGGCACCAGCCUCAGUCCACUCCUCGUGAAGCUCUCCCAAGUUCUUGAAUCAACUUUUCUUGACAAUCCUCUCAAGACUGCGGCCAUCCCUGUUGCUUGUGCGCCUUUUCCAGCCACCCUUUUCAGCAAUGACCUUUUGUGGCUUACCCUCCUUGUGGAGGACAUCAGUGAUCAUCUUCUGGACAACAGUCAAGUCAGCAGUCUUCCUCAUGAUUGUGGUUGUGUGUACUGAAUUAGACCGAGAGAUACACUGUGUUCAUGCUGUUUUACUCAAACUCGAAAUGAAAUAUUCUAAUAUUUUGAGAUGUUUUUUUUUUGUACUGUAUGCCAUACUGAUUAAAAUAGAAAAAUGCUUGAAACAUUUUAGUUUGUGUAAUGAGUCUAUAAUAUAUAACAUUUUCACUUUCUUAAAUAACUGAUGGAAAAUAUUUAACUUUUUCACAAUAUUCUAAUUUUUUGAGAUGCACUAGUAUAUGACCUGACUAUAGGCACAAACAUAACCCCAGGAUUGGAGAACACGGAGUGAGAGAAGGAAUUUGACCACAGUUGUUGUGGUUGUUCCUCGCCACUAGCUUUUUUUUUUUAAUUAACAGAAAUUAAUUUCAUUAUCUAACAUUUUUUACAGAAUGAAUUAUGUUGUGAUGUUAAAGGAGAGCUGAAGUCAUUUUUAAACUUGCUUUAUUUCUUAAUUAACGUGUUAUUCAAUUAUGUUUUCGGUUUUAGUAACCUUAUAUUGUGACUUGUAUUGACAACUAAUUUCAAUUAAAUAUUAUACUUAUCGGCCUGUUCGGUUUUUAGCCGUGUUGAAUUUAGUUCGUUUGGUCCAUGGCAGGCGUCACUUAUCCGCGCGAUCUUCACAAGACUUGUGCGAGACUUCGAAACGUGACGUGUCAGCCAGGUGUCCGUGCCGCCAUUUUGAAAACUGUUUUCUAAAUGAAAUAUUGCACAAAAACGAGUUUAAAUGACGAUUACUGCCUACUUUUUUCAAACUUUCCUGGUUGCUAUCAAAACAAACAAAACAUCUGGCUUGAUCACAUCAGCAUUCGAAAGAGGGCGCGCGCGUCUUUUGACAACGUUGGCAGACGUCGGUCACUUUUGAUUUCUGCUGUAUGUUUUACUUCUGUCCUACGAUGUAUCACACAGGUCUCAACGAAUUUUCAUUUACGGCUAUUACUCUGACAUAUGGACUGAUAUAUAUAUUUAUUACAGAGCAUAUUUCAAACACUCAACUUGCUGUAGCAGUGACAAAAUAGCGAUCAAAAAUGCAUUCCUAUGUUUAGUAAAAUGAGAAAUAGAAUUUUGAUAAAUUUGCCUUCAGUUCUCCUGUAAAGCUAGACGGCCUUUCGAUUUCAUAAAAUCGGUGAAAUUUAGUUCCCUCUGAAAUUUGAUCAAUAUAAUGUGCAUGAAAUCGCUCGCUUCAUGCUGUCAGUCCGUGUGCGCAUGCGUGGAUUUACCACCUCCUUUUGGGUUUUACAGCAGCUGGCAUCCACAGUGUUGCAUUACUGCCAUCUACAGGUUUACCUUGGAACUGUCAGUGCACGCUCAAUCAUUCUGUCACUAAACGAACAGCUGAUCACACCGAGGUGCUCGCUGACCGCCGAUAUUUAUUAGUUUGGUCCCAUGUUUCCUUUCUUUCGUAUAUAACAAUGUCUUUUUCUUCCUGCUUUCCGUUACUGUAGUCGGUCUUUCACAUUUCAUUCGCACACUCGCGUCCUCCGUUUUUCUCUCCUGUUUCAAAUUUGUAUCCCACAAUGCCUUGCGCGAACAGGGAAAGCCCACCACGUCAUGCAUGUUGUAGUAUCUUGAAUUGGAUCAUGGUGAAGCAGAAAAAAUAGCGGAGAAUUUAGGGUCACGUGGCCCUCAAUUCAUUGUUCUAUUUAAAAAAAUAAAAUUGGAAGUCUGUGAUUCGAUUUUAGUAGCUUUCGGUCCACUAAACAAAAAUAAUUGGGUGUUGGGGGAAAAUUCUUUUUAUGACCUAUACUUAAAAUCUGAAAGGCCGUCUACCUCUGCCCUCUCUAAUGCUUGAAAUGUUGAUUUUUUUUUUUUAACAAAUUCAUCAGAAAAAAUUCUCAGAAUGUCAUCCUUGAUGACCAUGUCAUCACUCAGAACAACUUUUAGAGUGUAGAAGCCGUCUUGGUGGUGUACUUCCACAGAAAUGGGGGGAAAUGGCAUGGCAUAGAGUCACAAUGGUACAGAAUCGCAUGGCAUAGAACGAAAAUAUUGUCAUCAAGAAAUUAAGAUCAUAUGAAUAGCCAAGUUUAGCUUCAUGGGUUUUUGCUAAAACGGGUUAAAAGCUGCCAAUUUUUUUUCUCUCUAAUUAUUACUGUAUUGACGUGAAUGCAUAUGAAUUUUAUGAUAAAAAUAAUAUUCUAUAA